Molecule: messenger RNA, 1835 nt
Organism: Trichomycterus rosablanca
Lineage: Eukaryota; Metazoa; Chordata; Actinopteri; Siluriformes; Trichomycteridae
Gene: rspo3
Product: R-spondin 3
Exons: 6
Coding region: 208-1164 (318 amino acids)
Source: RefSeq, a predicted model, not a curated record
UCCAGGAUGGUGCUUCCGAACCGGCCCAGGCUUUUUUGGGCCAUUAUAAAUUCUCCCGAGCAGAGCCGCGGCUCGUUUUCCCUGUAAGAAGCGCGCAUUGUACUGCGUCGCGUUGCAUUGCAUUAAAACCAGGCGCAACGCGUGGCGGAUCUUUGGAGGACACAGAUUAACAUUGGAGACGUUGGCAAGACGUGCCCUGUGGUUACUAUGCAAUUGAAACAGAUCUCCAUAGUAUUGUUGAUUUUGCACUGGAUGGAGUACGCAAACAGUCAGCAUCACACCUCCAGGCACCGGCAGCACAAGCGAGGAAGUCCAGGAUGUCCGGGAGGCUGUCUAACCUGUUCACUUUACAAUGGCUGCCUGACGUGUCUGCCCAAGCUCUUCAUUCACCUGGAGAGGGAUGGCAUGAGGCAGAUUGGUGUGUGCCUGGCUUCCUGUCCUAAGGGGUUUUUUGGCACUCGCUCACCUGAAAAAAAUGACUGUUCAAAAUGUGGAUCAGAGUGUGACACCUGCUUUGAUAAAAAUUUCUGCACACGCUGCAGAGCAGGAUCAUAUCUACAUAAGGGGAAAUGCCAUGAAAGAUGCCCAGAGGAUCUAUUUCCCAAUGAUGUCAAGAGGGAAUGCGUCCCUCCCUGCCCAGCAAACUGUGUCUCCUGCCUAAACGGCGAAACCUGUUUAAGGUGUACAUCAGGACACUAUCUGCUAAAUGGCCAGUGCCACAGUAUCUGUCCUGAAGAGUUUGAGCCCAGCGAGCAAUCAAUGGAGUGUAUUUCUUCAGUGCACUGUGAGGUGGGAGAGUGGGGCGAGUGGGGACCGUGCUUGCGGAUAGGGAAAAGCUGCUUCGGAGAAGAAGGUCGCAGUCGGACCAUUCUGCAAACCCCCAGUUCACAGGGCAGAGACUGCCCCGCCACAUUGGAGAAAAGAGAGUGCUUUGUUAAGAAAAAGAGAUGUGGUAAGGGAGACAAAGCCUCACGUAAAGGAGAGAAGAAGAAUCGCAACAAUCGGAAGGAGAAAGCUACCACCGAGAGUCGCAAAGAGCGGAAAAAGGAGCGAGAGCGAGAAAGAGAAAUGGGAACCCGGGAGGACGACAACAGGAACAAAACAGAACAGCAUCGCAAGCGGUUCCAAAGAGAUCCAGAGAGCAGAGACCCUAUCAUAGUAUAAAGAGGAGCUGCACAGUGAUCCCAUCAAAUAACCCCAGCUGUUUCUCUCACCAUUCUGCCCCUUAACCCCCUACUUUCAGGGGUGCUGCUGCUACCUGUAUAAUUUAAAUGUAUACUGUCUAUGCACAAAAAAGGAGGCACUAAUCAGACAAGUGACUGGUUCAUUUCUGUCCUCUCUGCCCCACUUGCUCCGAAGGGCAUCUAUAACUCACUUAAUCACUAGUUGCAGAGGAGCGUGGCAAAGAAUAGGAACCAUUAAGUCUCCGGAGUGGAGCAGGACCUUAAGGAAACUGCAGCCUGAUGCCUGAUGUCAAAUAAGCAGCAGCCAUGUACAGCAGCUUUGUGAUUUGAAUGUAAAUUUGUGUGACAUUAUGUAGAGUUGCUGUUGUAUAAACGUCCUAUAUAUACUUUUUUUGGCGAGUAAAUUAAAAGUGUCGUAGAGGUUGCCUGUCAGAAUGGCUUGGACUGCAUGAUGGACUGGUAGAAACCCACCAGGUCAGAAGAGAGGCUGGCAUUUUACUGGAUCAAAAGGAAAUGGUUCUCCCUGCAAUGUAUUAUUAAUCUUUGUUCAGUGUCUGCAAACGAAGGAUACGUUUGCCUGUGUAUAGUAACAGUCUGAGCUUUAAUUAAGCCAUCUGACCAGAAACCAAAAACACCUGUAUGUUCAAUAAA